AUGGCACUCUGGUCCAGCACACAGCUCUUUACCUCUAAAGUGCCCCGGAAAAUCUUAUUCAUGUUCACCCUGUCCCUCUCUGUCACAUACUUGUUCUAUAGCUUGAUGAGCUGCUACAACUCGCUGCAAUUCCCCCUGCAAGAGAACUACGCGUAUCAGGGGAGGCUCGUGACCGACGAGCCAACUUUUGUCACGCUAAGGGAAAAACUUUACUCCGUCUCUCAAGGUUUGACUGAAUACACGGAAGCUACGGCCAGGUUCACCGCCGUGUCCACUGCGCGAGAUGACGAACAACGGACAGUGGAGUGGAUUAGGACUCAAGCGUCUCCCACUAAAUCUGUGGUUUAUUAUCAACAGCAACAGCACAGCGUUGCACCCGAGAAAGAGGAAAAGGCGCGCCAGGAGUCCAGCACCACGGACAGCGAACUCAGGGUGAACUGCACGUCGGAUUACGGCGAGAAGAAGCUGCCACAAGCCAUCAUCAUCGGGGUGAAGAAAGGGGGGACCCGAGCGCUGCUGGAGGCUUUAAGGGUCCACCCGGAUGUCAGGGCGGUGGGAAACGAGCCGCACUUCUUUGACAGGAACUACGAGAAAGGAUUGGACUGGUACAGAGAACUGAUGCCUUCAACGCUGGAGGGCCAGAUCACCAUGGAAAAGACGCCGAGCUACUUCGUGACCAGCCAUGCCCCGAAGCGCAUUCACUCCAUGGCGCGUGACAUCAAACUGAUUAUUGUGGUGCGCAACCCCGUAACAAGAGCCAUUUCGGACUACACACAGACUUUGUCCAAGAAACCGGAGAUUCCCACUUUUGAGGUUCUAGCUUUCAAGAAUCGGACGCUUGGACUGAUUGAUGCAUCCUGGAGUGCGUUGCGUAUAGGGAUUUACGCAUUACAUCUGGAGACGUGGAUGCAGUAUUUUCCUCUUUCGCAGAUGCACUUUGUAAGCGGGGAGAGAUUGAUAGUGGACCCCGCUGGAGAGAUGGCCAAAGUACAGGACUUUUUAGGACUGAAGCGGAUCGUAACGGACAAACACUUUUACUUCAAUAAAACUAAAGGGUUCCCCUGUUUAAAGAAGCCAGAGGACAGCAGUAUGCCUCGGUGCCUGGGAAAAUCCAAAGGCAGAACUCAUCCUAAAAUCGACCCGGAUGUGAUUCGGCGACUCCACAAGUUCUAUAAACCCUUUAAUAUGAUGUUCUACCAAAUGACCGGACAGAACUUUGAAUGGGAGCUAGAGGCUGAACAUGAACAUAAAAGCGCUCAGGACUAG
Messenger RNA from Boleophthalmus pectinirostris (great blue-spotted mudskipper), 1266 nucleotides. RefSeq names its product heparan sulfate (glucosamine) 3-O-sulfotransferase 4 (gene hs3st4). Gene Ontology annotation, molecular function: [heparan sulfate]-glucosamine 3-sulfotransferase activity. The record is from RefSeq and is a predicted model, not a curated record. The transcript has 2 exons. Lineage: Eukaryota; Metazoa; Chordata; Actinopteri; Gobiiformes; Gobiidae. Bases 1 to 1266 code for a protein of 421 amino acids.